Yamadazyma jaroonii is the source of this 774-nucleotide messenger RNA. The record is from the annotation of a GenBank genome assembly. NCBI's taxonomy places the organism in Eukaryota, Fungi, Ascomycota, Pichiomycetes, Serinales, Debaryomycetaceae.
AUGAACCUUGAAAGCAGACUCAGUGAGUGUUUGAACGAUGUUUUGAGAACCGCAGGGUACAUGUUUGAGAUCAUCAACAAGAAUAAGAAACAAAGUAACUUCAUCACGGGGACGAACAAUCAAUUGAUUCCCCCUAUUAUAACUGCUCAACUAGGAAGUAGUAUAAGUAAGUUUGAUGAUGUUCUAGAUGAAACCAUGGGGAAAUUCGAUGACGCUAAGUGGUGUAUUGACUCUAUGGUUGAAAGCAAGCAGAAACAGGUGGAGAUGAGGAAAGAAGAGGAAGAAAGACAAAGAAGGUUGAAGGAAGAAGAAGCUAAGAAGGAAGAGGCUAAGAAGGAAGAAGCCAAGAAGGAAGAAGAGAGACAAAAGAAACUCGAAGAAGCUCGUAAAGAAGAGGCUAGAAAGGAAGAGGCUAGAAAGGAAGAAGCUCGUAAAGAGCAAUUGAAGAAAGAGAAACCUGAAGAAAAGAAAGAUGAUUUUGAUUUCAUGCAAUUCGAUUUUAUGAACGACGUUAACAAUGAUAUUCCUAACCCUUCGGAUAUUUUAUCAUCCAUAGAUUACUUGGAUUUGAACCCAGAGAAGAAACAGGAACCUCCAGCAGGAAAUACUAGUGAAGAGAAGAAGGUGGAAGAUUUGGAUAUCAACAAUAUAUUAGGGAACAACGAUUCUAUAUUGGAUGGAUUGAAUAUGAGUUUAUUGGAUGAACAGCCUCAGGAUAUCAAUGUGGAAGAGGAUUUCGAUGUGGAUAAUUUUUUGAAUCAGUUCGAUAAUUAG